AUGGCCUCCUCGCGGUUCGCCUUCCUAGCAGCGUCGCUCGCGGUUCUGAUCCUCGCCACAUCAAGCUGCGCAUUCGCGCGAAUCCACGCGGCGCCUGUCGUUAAGCCCCUCGUCUGCAAGGCUUCGAGUCUGAAGAGCUUAGGUUAUACCAAGUCCGUCCAGCUCACCAGCGGCGUGACCUUGCACUGGAGCCUCACCGCCGCGAAGGACGGAAUCAACGCUGCGAUUCUUGCGAACAAGGGUAGCGGCGGCGAGAAGGGCUGGAUAUCCGUUGGCUGGACGGCUACACGUGGCAAAAUGUGCAACUCCGAAGUGGUGGUGGGGAAUCUCCCCGCGCCGAACGCCGUGCAGGCCUACAAGAUGACCAACAAGGUCUUCCCGAGCGCCGGGAUUCAAACGACAACUGAUGUGGCGCUCUCGGCGACAUCUGUGACAGGCACUACCCCGGCUGGUGGAAAGAUUGUUAAGUUCACUCGCACAGGCGCCGGCAAUCUGGCGCCCGUCAAUUACACGGGCAUCAACAACUUGAUCUGGGCCUUCGCGAAAACCCAAGCUUUCGGCUACCACUCCAAACGGGGGAGCGCUGUUGUCAACUUCGGAUGCUAG
Closterium sp. Yama58-4 is the source of this 606-nucleotide messenger RNA. The record is from the annotation of a GenBank genome assembly. NCBI's taxonomy places the organism in Eukaryota, Viridiplantae, Streptophyta, Zygnematophyceae, Desmidiales, Closteriaceae.